GUUGUGGCGCCGCAGGAAGGAGGAGUUUGUGAGCGCCAUUGCCUGCCGGUGCACAGUGUCACCGGAGGACCUCCGACAACAUUCAGUGGAUCGCUUGAAGGAGCUGUGGGCAGUGUUGAAGCCGCGGAAGAACUCGAGCAUCCUGCCGACGGGGUGGAAGAAAUUCGAACUGCCCGACCUUCGGGCACUCUAUGUGAACAAGGUGCUGGAAGACCUCAGCCUCAACUGCGAUCACGACGGCCAUUGGAUGCGGUGGAAGAAGACGACCCAGUUCAUCAUGGAGCUGGAGAUGUGGGAGACGGAUAUGAAGGAGGCAACCAAGCACGAGGUGGAUGUUCUCUCCGAGCAUCCGUUUUGCCGCGCAUGCCAGAUACCGAUGGUAGUCAGGACCAAUCGGUUGACCAGGGAAGAGUUUUACGGAUGCCGUCGUUACCCGGUGUGUCGCGUGCAGGGCGAAUUCGAGAACCCGUUGAAAAAGAAGCCCGUGAACUCCGGCUACAUCAAGAAGGACAUGGACGAGAUUAUGGAGAAGAAGGGCAAAGGCAAGGAAACCCGCGAUUGCAAACGGGGCGGAAUGCCACCGCAAGCGACGCCGGGGGCCUCUUCGGACGGGUCGUGGAUCGCUGCCGGGGCGCAGCCUCUUCCGGAGUCAUCCGACGAGGAGGACAAGAGGAUCUUCAAUGCCAACCUGACGGCCGAGGAGAUCGCGGCAGUGCAGUUGUUGAGGGAGCAGAAGAACAGCCCCGACAACAAGAAGUGA
This is a messenger RNA of Symbiodinium necroappetens, 760 nucleotides long. The record is from the annotation of a GenBank genome assembly. Lineage: Eukaryota; Dinophyceae; Suessiales; Symbiodiniaceae.